Messenger RNA from Cyprinodon variegatus (sheepshead minnow), 4602 nucleotides. RefSeq names its product E3 ubiquitin-protein ligase pellino homolog 1. Bases 456 to 1736 code for a protein of 426 amino acids. NCBI's taxonomy places the organism in Eukaryota, Metazoa, Chordata, Actinopteri, Cyprinodontiformes, Cyprinodontidae. The transcript has 7 exons. Gene Ontology annotation, molecular function: ubiquitin protein ligase activity; protein binding. Gene Ontology annotation, biological process: regulation of Toll signaling pathway; protein K48-linked ubiquitination. The record is from RefSeq and is a predicted model, not a curated record.
AGCGCAACACGGACAGGCUGCUCUCUAACAUAACGCACCGGGGCUACAAAUACCUUUAAAGCUUCACUUAUUUCACUGCUGGGGGAAAAAAAAAGGAAAACAGAUUAAAAAAAAUCCUCGUUUUCCUCCGCUAUUUCUAUUACGUGGUUUAAUAUCUGAUUUACGAGCUCAGACGCGGAACAAUUAAUGUGACAUUUCCUUCUGAGCACCAAGACAUUGAGAGAGGACUUCAUCAUCUGUAUCGCAGGCAGGAGGAGCAGUGCUGCGACAGGUGAACACAUGGAGCAUGAAAGGCUGGAGCUGAGGCUCAGCUGACCCCUCUCCCCUUCCAUCUCCUCCUCUCCCCCUCUUUCUCUAGUUGAUCAGUAGCUCCCCUUUUCCUUCUUAUCCCUCCCUGCCUCACCCUGUUGGAUCUUAUCCGACCUCCCCCUGCAAGCCUCAGUCAGCAGGGCCCAAUGUAUUCCCCGGAGCAGGAAAACAUCUCCACCACCUCGUCCACCAAAGUGCCAGUGAAGUACGGGGAGCUCAUUGUGCUGGGGUACAAUGGCUCUCUGCCCAAUGGAGACCGAGGCCGACGCAAAAGCCGCUUCGCACUUUAUAAGAGGCCGAAGGCAAACGGGGUGAAGCCCAGCACAGUUCAUGUCGCCUGCUCCCCACAAGCAGCCAAGGCCAUAAGCAACAAAGACCAGCACAGCAUCUCUUACACUCUGUCGCGAGCCCAGACGGUGGUGGUGGAGUACACUCAUGACAGCAAUACUGAUAUGUUCCAGAUCGGCCGAUCCACAGAGAGUCCGAUAGACUUCGUGGUGACGGACACAGUGGCCGGCAGCCAGAGUAACUCAGACACCCAGUCGGUCCAGAGCACCAUCUCCCGCUUCGCCUGCCGCAUCAUGUGCCAGCGCACGCCGCCUUACACGGCUCGCAUCUAUGCAGCGGGCUUCGAUUCCUCCAAGAACAUAUUCUUGGGGGAGAAAGCUGCAAAGUGGAAGACGCUCGACGGACAGAUGGACGGGCUGACCACUAAUGGCGUGCUGGUGAUGCAUCCUCGCAACGGCUUUAUGCAGGACUCCAAACCGGGAGUCUGGAGGGAGAUCUCUGUUUGUGGAAACGUCUUCACCCUGCGAGAGACGCGCUCGGCGCAGCAGCGGGGGAAAAUGGUGGAGACUGAAUCUCAGGAGCUCGUUGACGGUUCGCUCAUCGACCUCUGCGGCGCCACCCUCCUGUGGCGCACGGCUGAGGGCCUGUCCCGCACCCCGACCCUCAAACACCUGGAGGCGUUGCGUCAGGAGAUCAACGCGGCCCGGCCGCAAUGUCCCGUUGGUUUCAACACGCUGGCCUUCCCCUCCAUGCGGCGGAAGGACACUCCUGACGAGAAGCAGCCCUGGGUCUAUCUGCAGUGCGGCCACGUGCACGGUUACCACAACUGGGGGAAUCACCGCGAGGAGAGGGAGGGCCGGGAGGGCCGUCUGAGGGAGUGCCCCAUGUGCCGGGCGAAAGGCCCUUAUGUGCCGCUGUGGCUGGGCUGUGAGGCGGGUUUCUAUGUUGACGCGGCUCCGCCCACUCACACCUUCAACCCCUGUGGACACGUUUGCUCUGAGAAGACAGCGGCCUUCUGGAGCCAAAUCCCCCUCCCACACGGCACCCACACUUUCCACGCCGCCUGCCCCUUCUGUGCCCAGCAGCUGAGCGGCGAGCGGGGCUUCAUCAGACUCAUCUUCCAGGGGCCCCUCGACUAGCCGGGAGGGGAGGGACCCCUCCGCAUGUUUUUCCUCUCUGGACCUUUUGCCUCUGUCUCCUUUUUAAGUGACCUUUGUAUUGAUUUUUCAUGAAUGACAAACAAAUUUCUAUAUUUUCAUGAAACCAGAGACACAAAACAAAAACCAAACAAAGAACACUGCGGGGUGAACUUUUGAUUCACGAAGAGAACUCUCAUCAGUAUUUAUCGAAAUCACUGACACGCCCUCGUGCAAACAUGCGAUUUUUGUUCGAGUAUUUGUUGCAAUACACGUGUACAUCUCUCAGAGCCUAUUUAAAGAAAUAUGUUUAUUUAUGACCCAGAACAUCGCUUCAACCUUUAUCUGUCAGAAAUCCCUAAUCCUGAAGUGAUUACCUUUAAAAAUCCAGCAUAUUGUUAAUCAUACUUGAUGUUUUAGGUGUUUUUUUUUCCAAAGGGUUUUAUUCUGUGUUCUCCUAUCAAAGCCAUUCAGUGUAUUUAUAUACAACACGUCCUCAUCGACUACUUUGUACGACGUUUCAAGUUCAGAGCAAUAGAUUUGCAGCAGAAACCUCCUCAAGCAUUAAAGGAGCCUCUGAGGCGUCUUUAUCAAUGCCUGCACAGCCGCUGCCCUCCCUUUAACGAGUGAAUCUCUGUUAGCCAUAAAAACGCAAUGAUGUAGCCGUGGACUCCCACACUAACCUGAACUGUUUUAUUUAUUCUAAGGAUAAAAUGGGCUAAUAGACAGGAACUCGCGGUACAGACGUUUACCGGGUGUGGAUGGCGACUUAAUUCAGCCUGCUUGGCUGCUGGGAUGUAAGUGAAGGUCCGAUUCUGAGGCAAGAAAUCGCAGGGAUCUCAAAAUGCUUUUGGUGCCUCGGCAGCGCCCUCUGCUGGUAACUGGGGAUGAGUAUCUCCGAAACAUGCUGGGCUCCUUUCUUGUAUUGAAGGAAGUUAAAAGUAUUUUUUUUUCUCACGAUGAGAUGCACCAAUCAGGCUUUUCCAGUCUGAUUCUUCAAAGUUUGACUUACAAUUCUAAUUUUUAAUAAACUGAUUUUUAUUUUCUUCCUCAGCACUAAUACAGAUACGAGGAUAAAUAAAAAGCAGGUUAUUUCAAAAGGGAGGAAAUCAUCAGCUUUCCCAUUUAUGCAUUGCAACAUAUGUUCUUACCCUUUAAACUCAAAAAGUGCAUCAUGUUCUUCCUUGUAGUGGAUGCAGUCUUCAAAGUAUAUUAGUUCUUAGUUUUGUUUUGAAGCAUUUAAUGACAUUUGGAUUUUUUUUUUUUCAGGAUUUGAUCGCUGCAUCUCUACUUUGAUUGAAUAAUCGCAGUGCUGGAGAAUUCACUGAUCCGAUAUAUUGACUGUAGCCCACAGAGGUUUGAAGCCUUUGAAAAGAAAAACGUGUUUAUUUUACCAGGGCUUUGUGACAAUUUGUGCUUUUCAGAAAGCAUCUGCAUGUGUUACUUUUUUAUACAUGUGGAGCAAUAUAGGGAACCGAAUAUCAGGGCUGCCUGGUCUUAGUUUUUUUUUAAGACAAAGGAUUAUUAUUUUAGUUAAAAUUCCAUAGUAUUUUAAAAAAGCAGGAUUUAAACUAAUUUAUUUAAAAUACAAAAGCCAUCAUUAUUCCUUUUGCUAAUAAUGAUAUUGAUUAUUCCAUAAUUAUGCAGUAUUAGAAUAGCUGUAAUGAGGUUAUCUAUAUAUUUAUUUAUUAUGAAAUAGUUAUAUGACUUAAUCAAGAAUAUAAAAUGAACAAAGUCAAAAUCUAGAGGCUUAAAGCAUAAAUCAUUAGUUUCAGUUCAUAUAUAGUGGCACAAGCUGAGGUCAGCUGGUUAACUUGUCGGGCUGGUAGCUGGCCUGCAGUCUGCUGCUUUACGGUCAUGCUGUUUUUUUGUUUUUUUUUAGCUAGUUAUACUUUGAACAAUCUAAAAAGGUUAUCUUUGUUUUUAGAGAUACCAUAAGUAUUUUCGUAAAUCUGAAUUUGUCUUUUUGUUCAAGUAGAAAGUGCAGAGAUAGAAUUUAGGGAGGGAUCACUUUGAAACUUUCUCCUGUAAAUCAUUAAGGUUUCAUUAAAGAUGAAGCACGUUUGGAGCUGCAUCUUUAAUAUCUCUUAUCAGUCCAUACCUGCUACAAACCAAACCUUUCCACGGUGUAUUUACCCUCUGUUAGGCUGCUUAAGAAACCAUGCGUGGUUUUAAUAUCUAAAGCCAACAAGUAAUGUUUCAGAUAAUUAUUAGAUGGAAGGAUUUGUGUUUACAGACUAUAGAUUGGGACUUAUUCUGAGAAAAUGGCAAACUGAGGCAGUCCUGAUAUGUUACCUUUGAAUAAAAGCACAGAUUCUCCCAAACUCCUACUGCCGAACACACAUUAGAGGCUGACAUGAGCGAGACACACUCUGAAGCUGUAGAUAAAACUGAAGCGUCUCUUCUGAACAGCUCCUGCAGAUCCUCAACGGUCGUUUCUGUGUUUGUAUGUGAGAAAGAGAGAGAUUGUAAUUUAACGGGUUGAUUGUAUGUGUUUAGUUUCUGUCCACGCAGUAGCUCUCCUCGUAUCCUCAGGCUGCGACACACUAACUCACCUCAGGGAGAAACCGAUGACCCGUGCACACGCUUGUACACCCUAUGCUACAGCCAUCUGAGGAUACAUCACAAUGGAUUAAAAAAAGAAAAGGCCUCUCCUUCUCCCAGUCCUGUUUGGUCUUCUUUAUGGACUCUGUGUGAUUAAAGGGCUUCCCGCUGUUUCUGUACCGUUAUCUCAGCCCUGUUUGGACGCAAACAACCCGGCAUCGGUUCAUCCCCACCGUCCUCCUUCUGUCUUUGUGCUUGUAAAAGGCAAAAUCAAAGAAUGUUUCCAGCAAAACACUUUUUGUAUCAACUUUAAACAAUAAAGUGU